Molecule: messenger RNA, 864 nt
Organism: Penicillium egyptiacum
Lineage: Eukaryota; Fungi; Ascomycota; Eurotiomycetes; Eurotiales; Aspergillaceae
Source: the annotation of a GenBank genome assembly
AUGCAUCAAUCGUUUGCAAUAUCCUCCUGUCGGCUUAUUAGACCUAUUGCGACCUUGCCUAGACUUUCACCUGCUUAUCUACCCCUCCGAUUUCACAAUUUAAGAUCGAUGGCAACCAACGGCGCCAACAGAGUCAGUGACUCACGGCCAGUCUUCUUCUUUGAUAUUGACAAUUGUCUCUAUUCUAAAGAUAAAUUUUUUGUCAAGCAUCUGGACCUUAAGUCAGAAGAUGCCCAUAUGCUGCACCAGAAGUACUACAAGGAGUAUGGACUAGCCAUUGAAGGUCUUACCCGCCACCACAAGAUUGACCCCCUUGCGUUCAAUUACGAGGUCGAUGAUGCUCUACCUCUUGACAAUAUCCUCAAGCCUGAUCCGAAGCUGCGCAAACUGCUGGAGAACCUGGACACAACAAAGGUGAAGCCGUGGCUGCUCACCAACGCAUAUGUUAACCACGCAAAGCGCGUGUUGAAGCUACUUGGUAUUGAGGAUCUGUUCGAAGGUGUUACUUAUUGUGACUACGGAAGUUUGCCCUUGGUCUGCAAGCCUAGUCAGGAUAUGUACGCCAAAGCAGAAAAGGAAGCCGGUGCUCCCAGCACGGAUCAGUGCUAUUUUGUUGGUAUGUCACUCUCCACGGCAUGCCUAUGGAAGUUUUGGAACCUUUACGCUAAUAGAGUUGAAACAGAUGAUUCCCACUUGAAUUGUGUACAUGCGCAUGCUCGGGGAUGGACUACCGUUCACCUCGUCGAACCAGGCAUCCCUGUGCCACACAAGCCGGCUUCGAACUACACAAUAUCUAGUCUCCACGAGCUUCCAGUGCUUUUCCCGCACGCCUUCAAACAGCAACAUGAAAGCGGUGGUGCUUAG